Messenger RNA from Drosophila willistoni, 1348 nucleotides. RefSeq names its product golgin subfamily A member 6-like protein 22 (gene Nuf2). Lineage: Eukaryota; Metazoa; Arthropoda; Insecta; Diptera; Drosophilidae. Bases 84 to 1307 code for a protein of 407 amino acids. The transcript has 3 exons. The record is from RefSeq and is a predicted model, not a curated record. Gene Ontology annotation, cellular component: kinetochore; Ndc80 complex.
CUUGGCAUCUGGCAGUUCUUACUUUCAUCAGCGGCGUCUAGUUUAAAAUAAUUUAAGAAAUAUAUUGAUAAACAAGAUUAGAAAUGGCCAAAACGAUUUCAGAAAACGAUAAUGUUAUUCUUUCGGCUGCUUCAGUGCUUCCCGAUCUAAAUAUACGUCCAAGUGACCUGCAGCAUCCUACUGAGUCAUUCUUGACCAAAGUAUUUAUUUUGUAUUUAAAAGGUUUUGGUUUCCGCAUCGAAGCUCCCUUCAAUUUAGAAAAUACAAGCAAUGAUCCAUCCAGGGAGAAGCGUGUCUUUUUGUGUAAACUGUGCCGCCAAGUGGAAAAGAUUCUUCGGUUUACCUCUCCCAAUAGGACGUACACGUAUGCGGAUAUUAUUGAGCCAAGUGCCAAAAAGACUAGAACUACCUUAGAACAUAUAUUUAAUUACAUGGCAUACUACAGAAUCUUCAAGAAGGAUAUUCUGGCUCCGGUAGAAGAAAAGAUUAAGCAACGGGAAUCCCUAAUGGCUGAAAUCGAACAGAAACGUUUGAUAUUGGAGCAGCGCAAAGAGAAGGCAGCGUCUUUGGUAACUGAUAUUGAACGAGCCCAACGGGAUAUAGAAAAACUUCUCAAUGAAUUACCAAAAUCAGAAGAAGAGUUGCAACGCCAGAAGAAAUUACUUAAGGAGCAAAAGGAUCAACUGCAUCGUCAGGAAAAGCGACAUGAAGAUCUGUUGGCCCAAGUCAAACACUCCGAAAAGAAGGUGGUCAGGAAUUCACUAGUACAAGAUGUUCAAAAGGAAAUUGAGUCAACCAAUGUAAGCAUCGAAUCCUACCAAAAGGAACUUGCCGUGCAGAAGCAAGUAUUUCAAACACAGCGUGACGAAAUCGCCGGUAAUGAGCAAAUAAUCAAAGAACUGGAUGAAUUAAGGGAAAUCCUUCCCAUUCCCCUUUUGGACAAGCACAAGGAGCAUGUGAAACACAAGAAACGCCUCGAAAAAGAGUUGUUCGCGCUGGAGAGCCAAAAUAAGACAUCACUUAACAACUUAGCCGCCACUCAACAUCAGCUGCAGCAAUCUCGUGAUGAAUACAAAAGAUGCAAGAAUCUUCAUGAGGAACAGGAAAGACAGAGACUGCAUCAAAUGAAAGCAACCAAAUCCGAAAUUGAGGAUCUUAAGACUUCGGUGAAGGAAAUGGAGGAGAAACUGGCCAACUUACAAGUGAAAAUCAAUGACGAGGAGUCCACGGGCGAUCUCAUGCAGGAUCAUUUGAGAAGUAUUCUCGGUCAAUAUUGGCAAUCCAAGAUAAUCCGCGAACGCAAAUAAAAGUAUUUUUAAUUUUUAUUAAAACUAAUUUUUUGUUGAAA